Messenger RNA from Colletotrichum lupini, 345 nucleotides. RefSeq lists its product as uncharacterized. The transcript is spliced from 4 exons. The record is from RefSeq and is a predicted model, not a curated record. Lineage: Eukaryota; Fungi; Ascomycota; Sordariomycetes; Glomerellales; Glomerellaceae. Bases 1 to 345 code for a protein of 114 amino acids.
AUGAGUGAGACUGAGGCUGAGGUCGACGAAAGUGCCCAUACUGAGGAUGUUUACGGACGCCUUUGCUCAUGCGUUUCCUGGUACAUCAAGCACUCAAGCGUGGCCCUGACAGCCUAUUGGCGAAGCUUAGGGCUUCUUGUCAGCAAAGCAGCCCUCCCAAAGGACCCCGUCAUCUCUUCCGCGCUUCAUGGUAUGAUGGGCUUGCCCACCCCUGAUCAACGCGCUACCGGCGCAGCUCCUGGGCCUCUAUUGGCGAGACAGACCUCCAAUGAGAUUUUGUCACAUGAUUCAUCCAGCAGACUCGACGAAGAAGACAGCCCACACAAGGAGCACGUUCUACCAUAG